Molecule: messenger RNA, 1323 nt
Organism: Orbilia oligospora ATCC 24927
Lineage: Eukaryota; Fungi; Ascomycota; Orbiliomycetes; Orbiliales; Orbiliaceae
Exons: 2
Coding region: 1-1323 (440 amino acids)
Biological process (GO): proteolysis
Molecular function (GO): metalloendopeptidase activity
Source: RefSeq, a predicted model, not a curated record
AUGGCAUUCACAAAGAUAAACCCCCAAGUUCAAGGAAAUCAGACCGAGUCCCCAAAUCUUAUAGAUGGACACGUCUGUUUUUUCUUACCACUUCAGUAUCUCUCUGGAGAGAGAACCACCGCAAGAAGUACACAAAUUGAUCUCAGCCUUGAGGAUACGGAAAAUGAAAACACUGCAGACGCACAAAAAGGUGGCGACAUAUCAGAGGAGGAUAAGAUGGAGAUCGGCAUGACCUACAUGAAAGUUUUCCAAACUCGUGAGUUUUUAGAAAACCUCAAAACAGAGAUCAUCAAAGCAAAGCCACCGAACGCACAAGACUUCAAAGACCCAUUCGUUAUCACCAAACAGCGUUUGAUCCGAGACCUUCAAUUCUGCGGGAUAAACAGCAUCGAAGACUCAGACUCCAACCCAUCAUGGUCCGAAGGCGAUGACAUUUCAGAUCUCAACGCCAAAUCCGUUAAAUUAUGCUACAAUAACAUCGGUAUCUUCCUUGACUUCAUGGCCGAGAUCUUCAAACGUGAUUCACUCGAUAAUCGUGGUUGUAAAGUCAUCGCCAGCGUCAAUUAUGAAUUCAAUUAUCCCAACGCAUUCUAUUCAUCCGCAUUGGGGCAAGUGGUGUUUGGCACUGGGUUCUCCAUGACAGGGUGGAUGGAGAGCGAUACAAAACCAGUAGAUGAUUUCAUUGGUAUAAUCGGGGAUUUUGUGACAGGUAUCGAUAUCGUUGCUCAUGAACUCAUGCAUGCCGUGAUCCAGUGUACUGUAGAUCGGGGCCAUGGGUUGGAUUACAAAGGAGAGCCUGGCGCUCUAUCAGAGUCGAUUGCCGAUGUGUUUGCAAUUAUGACACAGCAGUGGUAUAGUUUUAAGAGUGAUCCCAAUUGGAAGUUAGAGGACUCCGAUUGGAUCAUAGGAAAAACUGCUAUUCUACCCGGACAUCCUGGUAUGGGCCUAAGGUCUCUUAAGGAACCUGGAAAGGCAUUCGAGAUCGCUACCAAAACUAAGGUACUCAAGGAUUUACAAAUCCAACACUACGACGAAUAUAAUGACAACCUUGAAGUCCAUAUAUCAUCGGGGAUCCCGAACAAAGCCUUUUACGAAGCCGCCAAAGAGAUCGGAGGGUUUUCUUGGGAAAAAGCUGGACAAAUCUGGUACCGUGCCCUGAUCGAUACAGGGUUAGAUAAGACAUGUUUAUUUUCCAAUUUUGCCAAUUCUACGUUUAAAGAAGCAGUGAAGAUUGGGAAAGCAACUGGUGACCCUGAUUUAGGAAAGAAGGUCCAGCGGGCGUGGAGGAAAGUUGGAGUGCAGUAUGAUACUUGGGAUGAUUAG